GUUGUGAUCAGAUCGAAACCAUUGUAACCUUCAAAGGAAAGCGCAUGGCAACGAUCUUAACAAGUAGACUACAUGAUUGACUUCGGUGUUUUACUUCGUAUUUAAGUUGACAAAGGGCAUUUGACCGACCAAACUUAAAGGGCGUGGCAUCAGCCUACCUGGGGGGUGUACAAUUUCACUUCCUGUAUCUCCCAGGUUGAGUCACUCACCUGGCUGUGGCAGGAUUGACUCACGCAAUUCAAUUCAUAAAGACAUCAAAGGGUUCCUUAUAUUGAAGGUUGAGGACUGCUAGACCAACAUCGAAGGACUAUAUUCUUUGCCCGAUCCAAUUGGACCUUUUUCUUUGAUACAACAAUGACUGUACCACAGGCAGCACUUCACGCAGGGCCGAUAUGUCUCCUUCUAUUGAUGUUCACAUUCUUGGCGGACGGACAAAACUUCGGGGAGCAAUGUUUGGCGAAAUACAAACAAGGUCGCGUCGACUUCAUCCUGGACGCCGACGGCUCCGUGAAGGACGGGGCGACGUUCCUCUCUUCGCCGAAGGUCUGGAACUACAAGGAUUGCGUCCUCUCCUGCUGUAAGGACUCCAAGUGCAACGUCGCCUUCAUGGAGCGUGGAGCCGAGGACGGCCUGAUCAAGUCGUGCUUUCUGUUCGACUGUCUGUACAAUAUGAAGUACGUCUGUCGCUUUGUCGGGAAGGCCGGCUACUUCAACUACUUUCUGAACUCGGUGUACGAGAGCGACCUGGCUGUGGAAAGCAACCCUAGCCUAGAAGAUAAUCCACCGGUGGCCAACGGGGGCUCCGCCCGAGUGGUGCAGCCCCAGGAUGGGGUGACGUUGAACGGCAUCGAGAGCCACGACGAUAACGGCAUCCAGACCUUCCAAUGGCAGUUGGUGACGGGGAACCCCUAUGCUGUCAUAGAGAAAACACCCUACAAAGACGCGAUUUCGGUGAGCAACCUGACGUCUGGGAUUUACAAGUUCCGGCUCACGGUCGUAGACACCAUCGGGCAGUCAGACUCCACCAUUGUCACCGUGCUGGUCCUCAACCCCGAGCAAUCCAAGGACCACUGUAUGUCACCGGUUAAGGUGGGGCCGUGCCGUGGCCAUUUCCCCCGCUGGCAAUAUAACGGUGCCUCUCAGAGAUGUGAAGAGUUCAUCUACGGUGGCUGCAGAGGGAACCUCAACAACUACCUCACCCGCGACGAGUGCACCAACGCGUGUGAGGGCUCAGAUGGCGGUUCAAAAGCCUCCAGAGGUUUUCCAAUUCCAUCAUCAUUACCAAAAGGAGAGAAAUGUGGGGUCCCAUGUUCUGAGGACGAGUUCACCUGUGCCAACGGCUGCUGUCUGGAGGCGGGCCUGGACUGUGACAAGGAAGAACAGUGCAGCGACGGUUCAGACGAGAAGAACUGCGAGAACUUGAAAGACAAAUUUGAGACACUUCUGCAGAUCCCAGUCGACGAGAAGAAAGCUCGCUGCACCGAGUCCCCAGUGACGGGCGACUGCAGAAAUAGCUUCACCAGGUGGUACUACAACCCUGUGAUGCGCAGCUGCGCCGCCUUCAACUACGGAGGCUGCCGCGGAAACGAAAACCGAUUUGUGUCCAAAGAGGAAUGUAUGAAAAUGUGCGAAGGAGUGACAGAAGCUGACGUUUUUGCCAGAAAAGAGUCAUUUGAAGGUUACAUCGGAGAGGCCCACACAGGGGUCUUGGCCAUCGCCGUCCUACUGGGCAUCGCCAUCCUCGCCCUGAUGGUAGUGCUGGGCUACUGCUUCUGGAAGGGCAAGAAGAAGACGGUCAAGCACCAGCGAGUGGCCAACGGCACCCAGGCGCUCCCCUUGGAAGACACGGAGAGGCUGGUGUACAACAGCACUACCAAGCCCAUCUGAUCCAACCUCCUCCCUCGGCCCCGUAAUCAGAGCAUGCGUUGGGCAACCAUAAGCUACAUCAGGCGGGGGAGGGCGCGGCGGGGGAACCACAUUGAACUUUUAUUUUUUUAACGGUGCGUUGGAAUUUUUUUAAGGGCGGUGCCGAUGGCAUCAGCCUUCUUGUACAGUUUAAACCCUGAUGUAUGUAACACCACACACACACACACACACACACACACACACACACACACACACACACACACACACACACACACACACACACCCCUCCCUUUUGAAGCGAGCGUUUUUCAAUGUGUUUGGUUUUUUGUUGCUGCGACAUGAGCGAUGGUUUCUGCGGUAGUUGUUCAGCUAUGUACUCGGGGUAAUUGGGAUAUCGGACAGGGAUGUUAUUUGUCUUAAAAUGGCUUAACACUGUGUUAUCUGUUAUUCUUCUGAUUAGUUUGUAAAUUUUCUUCAGUGAUUUUAUCAAGUUAAAGGACUUUGGAGCCCAUUGAGCUCAGAACUUCAGGAGAAUUUAUACUCGUAUAUCUUUUUUAGAGUGGGUAGUGCAUAUUCAAAGUCAUAACAUCAGAUCACAAGUGAAGUGAUGUGAAAACUCGUUUGGGUACUAAAUGUUCCGACCUUACUGAAUUCUUGCGUUGACAGUUAUGCCACCCUUUUACAGCACAUCUCCUCAAAAGAUCACAGGAAGGAGUACAAGUUCUUUGGUUUGGGAAUAUUCACAGUUUUGUUGUGUAAAGAGUAACGUGUAAAUACCGACAUCCAUUGGUCUUUGUUAACUUAAUGAAAUCCCAGCCACUUCAAAGUUUGUGAUUACUGUUUUUAUUUCAUGAACUAUAUUCAAUGUGAUGUUUGCAUUGUGAUGAACAAAUAAUUAUUUU
Messenger RNA from Gadus chalcogrammus (walleye pollock), 2768 nucleotides. RefSeq names its product serine peptidase inhibitor, Kunitz type 1 a (gene spint1a). Bases 355 to 1887 code for a protein of 510 amino acids. The transcript has 11 exons. NCBI's taxonomy places the organism in Eukaryota, Metazoa, Chordata, Actinopteri, Gadiformes, Gadidae. Gene Ontology annotation, molecular function: protein binding; serine-type endopeptidase inhibitor activity. The record is from RefSeq and is a predicted model, not a curated record.